AUGUCUGCGAAGUACGGCGGCGAAAUCAUGGAGGGGAUGUCGCGAUUCUUAAGCAGGCGCGGCAAGCGCUCUGCCGGUGAGAAGCGCAAGAGCCUGAACAACAUCGAGGAGCCACCGCCACCAAUUCCAUCAGACCUGUACAACAUUUUCCACACCGACGAUAACAAGAAGCAGAGGACCGAAGAGGAAGAGAAGAAGGUCAAGGCGAUUGCGCAGCGUCUCACUGCCUACGGAAUCAACACCCUCAAAGAACCCCAAAUCACGUAUGCGCUACGGUCCCGGAUUACGAAUGGCGACGUCAAGGAAGCCACAGAGCUGCUUGUUCUCUUCGAAGACUCAGUCGACGGGAUUCUGCGAGAAUACAACCCCAAGACGAAAUUGCUUGGCGCCGAAAACAGGUGUGCAGUCACCUGCUAUCUGGACUCCCUCCUCUUUGCCAUGUUCGCCAGGCUAGAUUCAUUCGAGGCCAUGCUGUUCGACUCCUUUGCCGAUACCCCCCGAAGACGACUAGCAACCAUCUUGCGACUCUGGGUGAAUCUCCUGCGCGCUGGAAAAUUGAUUACCGUUGACAUUACGAAGCAUCUCCAGGAAGCCCUGGCUCAGUGCGGCUGGGAAGAUGCUGCACAACUCAACCAGCAGGAUGCAUCAGAAGCAUUUACGUUCAUCACUGGUCAACUUGAACUGCCUUUGCUCACACUGAAGAUGGACAUCUACCACACUGGAAAAGAGGACAUUGCCGAUGAUCACAGAUUCGUUAACGAAAGGCUACUGGAAGUUGCCAUACCGGAGGACAACCCGCACAGCGACGAGCCGAUCAAGCUUGAGGAAUGUCUGGAAAUCUACUUCAACAACCGUAUCGAAGUCAGGCGCCAUUUAGAAAGGAGAAGCACCCUUCAGUCGGUUCAAGAGAAUGAAGAGGCUAAGUCGAGCUUCCCGGAAAAAUCCAACGCGGUGCAUGUUGAGUCAGUAGAAGUGACAUCCGGAUCGGAGUCGCCAGCCGCACCGACCUACAGUAGUGCCUCCAACAGCAUUUUCAGCGAACGACACUACGAGGUUGGAGAAUCAUCUGAGAAGCCUCCGGCUGGGCCUGGACGUACCCGCUCAAGUUCAUUUGCAAAGAAAGAGAUUACCAUGCCUGCGUGGCAAUUCUUCAGCUUGAUACCCUGGUACACCGACAAUGCGCCUGCCAACGAUGCUCAAGUUGCUGCACACUUUGCAGCGAAGCGACCAAUUUUGGGCAUUUGCUUGAAGAGAUACUCAAUGCUGCCUAAUGGCCUGCCGAUGCGGCGAGGCACAUAUAUUGACAUUCCUUUAGAGAUCGCGCUACCCCAUUUCAUAUCGGAUGACCGGAUGCAGGAAGAAGGCCCUCUCUUUGGGAACUUUCAGCUUGUCCUGCAAUCUGUGGUGUGCCACCGCGGCGCAUCCGUGGAUUCUGGCCAUUACAUUUCCCUUGUUCGCGGUCAGACUCCAAGCCCAACCGGCUCGAGGGAUGGGCCGGAAAACUAUCGGCCUGAUAACGAUGACGAGCACACGCCCUGGAUGCGGUUUGAUGACCUGGCAAAGCAACGCGUAACCUAUGUCGACAUUCACCAAGCUUUGAAGGAAGAGACGCCAUACCUUCUCUUUUACCAAGUUUGUCCCAUCGAUGAGGAACUGGCACGAGGAGAUCCUCCCACAUACGAAGAGGCAAACUCGGAAGCCACGGGUGCAGACGACACAAUCCUAGCCGAGAAAGGAGAGCUUGCGAUUGACACGUCAGACUGGGAGCCCAGCCGCCCGAGCCUCGACUACACAGAAAACCAUGUCUUGUCGACCGGUCAGGACGUGCCCGGCUCCAACGACUCUGCACGGGGCCGCUCGAGCUUCAACAGUACCCGGCGCAACAGCAUCGCCUUCGACGAGAACAGCCUCGCGUCGCGCAACGCGACGGCGCCGUCAACGCCGGCCGAUGAGACGCGCACGAGCUUCCUGUCGUCACGGCGCGGCUCCAAGGCCGCCAAGAAGAGCGGCAGCAAGAGCCGGCCAACCAGCCAGAGCGGCGAGGGCCGCCUCAGCAUCACCAUGUCGCGCCUCACGGGCCGCAAGAGCAGGGACAAGCUCGGCGAGACGGGCAGCACCAGCACGCUCCCGCUCGCCAGCAGCGACACCAAGGAAAAGGAAAACAACAGCGGCGCCGACGACAGCAACGACGUCGAGAGCGACCCGUCCAACCCGCUGGUCCUCGUCGAGGCGCCCACGAACAACGGCGGAGGAACUCCGAUCAAGAGCUCGACGACGAUGGGCUUCGGCCGCGGGAAGAAGGAGAAGAAGGUGCGCAGAAGCAGCAGCGUUCCGCUGGCGGCGGAAGAGAGCUCCACGAUGAAGGACGGAGGCAAGGGGAAGGCGAAGAAGAAACCGCCGGACCGGGAGUGUGCCGUCAUGUGA
Molecule: messenger RNA, 2424 nt
Organism: Lasiodiplodia theobromae
Lineage: Eukaryota; Fungi; Ascomycota; Dothideomycetes; Botryosphaeriales; Botryosphaeriaceae
Product: Ubiquitin carboxyl-terminal hydrolase 2
Exons: 6
Coding region: 1-2424 (807 amino acids)
Biological process (GO): protein deubiquitination
Cellular component (GO): nucleus; cytosol
Molecular function (GO): cysteine-type endopeptidase activity; cysteine-type deubiquitinase activity
Source: RefSeq, a predicted model, not a curated record